AUGACUACCGACAACGCGGCAGCCGAGGAUUCAGACAACUUCCGAUUUUUCGGAUUGGGAGGCUGCAAUGAGGUUGGUCGCUCGUGUCACAUCAUUGAAUACAAAAACAAGGUGAUCAUGUUGGAUUCAGGAGUUCAUCCCGGUCUUGGAGGAAUGAACUCUCUCCCGUUCUUUGAUGAAUACGAUUUAUCCAAGGUUGACAUUUUGUUGAUCAGUCAUUUCCACUUGGACCAUGCUGCGUCCUUGCCAUACGUUAUGCAACAGACUAAUUUCAAGGGAAGAGUGUUUAUGACCCACGCAACCAAGGCAAUUUAUAGAUGGUUACUCUCGGAUUUUGUGCGUGUGACCACGCUCUUUGGUGGCGGUGAUGGUGACAAACAGGCAGAUGAAUCGCCCAACAAUAACGCAGCUUCUGCCAAUUUGUAUACCGAUGAGGACUUGAUGAUGUCCUUUGAGAAGAUUGAGACCAUUGACUAUCACUCCACAAUCGAGGUCGAGGGUAUUAGAUUUACGGCAUAUCACGCAGGCCAUGUUUUAGGUGCAUGUAUGUACUUCAUUGAAAUAGGAGGUGUUAAGGUAUUGUUCACGGGUGACUAUUCUCGAGAAGAAGACCGUCACUUGAAGGUGGCCGAGGUUCCUCCCACCAGGCCGGACAUAUUGAUUACAGAGUCCACUUUCGGAACAGCCACCCAUGAGCCAAGACUAGAAAAGGAAACCAGAAUGAUGAAAAACAUACACUCUACUAUCCUAAAAGGUGGACGGGUAUUGAUGCCUGUGUUUGCGUUGGGCCGCGCCCAGGAACUUCUCUUAAUUUUGGAAGAAUAUUGGUCGCUCAAUGAGGACCUUCAGAAUGUUAGUAUAUACUAUGCUUCGGAUCUUGCUCGUAAAUGUAUGGCAGUUUAUCAAACUUACACCAGCAUCAUGAACGAAAAAAUCCGUCUCAGUGCCACUUCAGGAGAGAAAACGAACCCAUUUCAAUUCAAAUUCAUCAAAUCGAUUAGAAGCAUCGACAAAAUCCAAGACAUCGGGCCAUGUGUGGUGGUUGCCUCUCCGGGAAUGCUUCAAAGUGGUGUUUCAAGAACACUUCUAGAGAGGUGGGCGCCUGAUCCCAAAAACGCAGUUAUCAUGACAGGUUAUGCCGUGGAAGGAACUAUGGCGAAAGAAAUUCUCGCUGAGCCUCACACAAUCCCCUCAAUUGUCAACCCUGAAGUGGCAAUCCCUCGCCGUUUGUCCGUUGAUGAAAUCUCUUUUGCGGCUCAUGUGGAUUUCCAGCAAAACGCUGGAUUCAUAGAAGAAGUUUCGCCUAAAAAGAUUAUUCUUGUUCAUGGUGAUAGUAAUCCUAUGGGAAGACUCAAAUCUGCUUUAUUGAGUAGAUACUCCUCUCGAAAAGGUACAGAGGAAGAAGUCAAGGUUUUCAAUCCGAGAAAUUGCGAAGAUUUACUCAUCGGAAUUAAAGGAGCCAAAUUUGCAAAGGUGGUCGGCCUUCUCGCGGAGUCGGAGAUUGGACUUGUGAGAGAAUUCUUAGAAAAGAAGGAAAACGAGAGUAAAAUCACUGAGGUAAAGGAUGAAGAUGCGAUGGAAGAAGUAAAGACCGAGGAAGCGGAGAACGAACUUCAAGCAAAAGACAACGGGGCCCAGGUGACUCAAGACGACAAGUUCAUCAGCUCAGGCAUUGUUCUUUCCGGUGUCUUGAUAUCAAAAGACUUCGAUAUGAACUUGCUACAACUUGAAGAUCUUCAAGAGUAUACCCAGCUCACGACGUCAUUUGUGAAAUCUAAUAUCAGACUCAAAAUCCAGGCCAGUGUCUCAUUGAUUCUCUGGCAUCUUGAACAAAUGUUUGGACACAUUAAUGUCGUGAUGGAUGAAGAAGAGCUAUGGGAGUGCCUUAUCAUGGACAUGAUCUUAGUCAGUGUUGACAAGAGUACCCCAGCUACAGGAUUGAACAUCAAUGUUGAGUGGAUCAAUAAUAAUGCAAUGGCAGACUCACUUGCGGAUAGUAUUGUCGCAAUCUUAUACUCGGUCGAUUCAUCUCCAGCAUCUGUGAAACUCACAUCAAAAACACAUACACACUCGCAUAUCGUCAAGAAAGAAGAUUCUGGAGAAGUCGCUACCGAGGACAAGAAGGGCCAUCAAUUGAGCGAUAUUAGCAGCAGAAUCCACAGAAUCUCGACCCUAUUGAAGGCGCAAUUUGGAGACGCAAUUACACAGCUCGACAAAAAAGGAGCGGUGGUCAAGAUAGGAAAGGCCGAGGCCGAAAUUGAUUUUACUUCUUUACAAGUGAAGUGUCCCUCUCGUGUUCUUAAAGACAGAGUGGAAAACAUUCUCAAAAGGGGGUGCAAGCUUUCCGCACCAUUUUCAACAAAUCAGAAGGAAAUUUAG
Australozyma saopauloensis is the source of this 2379-nucleotide messenger RNA. Its product is annotated as cleavage polyadenylation factor subunit. Gene Ontology annotation, biological process: mRNA 3'-end processing by stem-loop binding and cleavage. NCBI's taxonomy places the organism in Eukaryota, Fungi, Ascomycota, Pichiomycetes, Serinales, Metschnikowiaceae. The transcript has a single exon. The record is from RefSeq and is a predicted model, not a curated record. Gene Ontology annotation, cellular component: mRNA cleavage and polyadenylation specificity factor complex. Gene Ontology annotation, molecular function: 5'-3' RNA exonuclease activity; RNA binding; RNA endonuclease activity. Bases 1 to 2379 code for a protein of 792 amino acids.